Pimephales promelas (fathead minnow) is the source of this 1841-nucleotide messenger RNA. It is a transcript of the gene ywhag2, whose product is annotated as 3-monooxygenase/tryptophan 5-monooxygenase activation protein, gamma polypeptide 2. NCBI's taxonomy places the organism in Eukaryota, Metazoa, Chordata, Actinopteri, Cypriniformes, Leuciscidae. The record is from RefSeq and is a predicted model, not a curated record.
GAGAGUGGCCCGUCGUCGGCACGAGCAUAGAUAGCGAGGAACAGCUGCAGAGAAGCUCUCGUUCAGUCAAUUACACCGCAUAGCUCAUACAAUAUUACCAGUUCUUCCCCAAAAACAAAUUAUAUCGUCCAAACCAUAACCAUCCAAUAUGGUUGACCGUGAGCAGCUGGUUCAAAAAGCCAGGCUGGCUGAACAGGCAGAGAGAUAUGAUGAUAUGGCAGCAGCCAUGAAAUCGGUAACCGAGCUGAACGAGGCCUUGUCCAACGAAGAGAGGAACCUGUUGUCGGUCGCCUACAAGAACGUGGUAGGCGCUCGUCGCUCGUCCUGGAGGGUCAUCUCCAGCAUCGAGCAGAAGACCUCGGCGGAUGGCAACGAGAAGAAGAUCGAGAUGGUGAGGGCCUACCGCGAGAAGAUUGAGAAGGAACUGGAGGCCGUGUGCCAGGACGUGCUCAACCUAUUGGAUAACUUCCUGAUCAAGAACUGCAACGAAACCCAGCACGAGAGCAAGGUCUUCUACCUGAAGAUGAAGGGAGACUAUUACCGUUACUUGGCCGAGGUGGCCACAGGCGAGAAGCGCUCCACCGUGGUGGAGUCCUCCGAGAAGGCCUACAACGAGGCUCACGAGAUCAGCAAAGAGCACAUGCAGCCCACUCACCCCAUCCGGCUGGGAUUGGCCCUCAACUACUCCGUCUUCUACUACGAGAUCCAGAACGCCCCGGAGCAGGCCUGCCACCUGGCCAAGACGGCCUUCGACGACGCCAUCGCCGAGCUCGACACCCUCAAUGAGGACUCCUACAAAGACUCAACCCUCAUCAUGCAGCUCCUCCGAGACAACUUGACACUGUGGACGAGUGACCAGCAAGACGAUGAGGCUGGGGAGGGCAACAAUUAAAAGUGGACGGCCUCUCUAUCUAGAUACAUAAAAACGGCUGGUGGACUUUGGCAGCAGCUUUUGCCAUGGUUUCCUCUGCAGCAGCAGUUCUUUAUUUUUCCACGAGUUAAAAGAAAAAAAUAUCAAGGGUGGUAAAGGGGGGGCUGAAGUCCUAGUUUGAAUAUAUACAGAAAUAUAUAUAGUUGAAUGGGCCUCCCUCUUCUUGGUUCUCUUUGACAUUUGCCAAAACCACUGAAAUGUCAGUCAAUCAGCCGGAAGCGGUCGUUGUUGGUUGGGAGUGGCAGCCUCACACUGGCACAUGGACUGAUGUAUUUCAAAGGGAUGCUGCUUAUUUAUGUUUUGGGUCGUAGAAAUGCAUUUCAAAAGAGGGUUAGGUGGUGUUCGAACGAAGGCUAACGAUGGUAUUAAAUGGUUCCAGUAUUAGUCACAAGUUGACCUGUUCGAAUCAUCUUGGUUUGCACUCAAUUGAUUGAACUGGAAAUUCAAUUAGCUAUUAGACGGAAGCGCGGCGAAUGAAAUUGUGUUCUUUGAAUGCGCCAAGAGAGAUAUACAAUCAUCAUAAUCAGUCUGAUACUACUGGAACCAUUGACCUUUUUGAAGGACAGUUUGGGGAAAAGGCAGAGACUGGAUUAAAAAUAAAUAGGAAAAAUGUUGCAGCUUAAAAGUUUGUGGUUUACUUCUGUGUUUAAUUUAUUUUUGCACUUGCCAAGUAUACUGUUUCGUCAGUGUCAGAUAAUUACAACGAUACUAUCAAUGAUUCAAUAUUGUGCAUGCUGGUGAUGUAUUUAUACAAUAGCUUGACUUUAUUAACUUAUAUCUUGGAUGUUAUGUAUUCCUAUAAUUGAAGAGUAAACUGGCUUUUUAUUGUUUAUUUAUAAUUGAUCAGUUUUCGUUUUGAUUUGCUAUUCCAAAGUUGUGGUUGUUAACAAUAAAUCGAUCUGUUAUGGGC